UCGGAAAGGUUCGUUUUGAAACGAUUAUCACGGAAAAAGCCGAGCUCAGGCGGACCUGUCCGGAACAUCCGGCUGGGGCUCCUCAACAUAAACAGAAAUGGCGGAGGCAGCAGCAGCGUCUACGGCGGCGGUAACAGGAGGUUGGACCAAACACGUAACCUGCCGGUAUUUCAUGCAUGGUCUGUGCAAAGAAGGAGACAACUGCCGGUAUUCCCAUGAUCUGACCAGCAGCAAACCUGCAACCAUGAUAUGCAAGUUCUUUCAGAAGGGAAACUGCGUGUACGGAGACCGCUGCAGGUUUGAACACAGUAAAGCUGCGCGGAAAGAGGAACUGCCAACCUCCCAGACGCUGCUGCCGGCCUCCGCCUCCGCCUCGCUGUCUGACCCGUCACCUGCAGACCCCAGUGGGCUGACACCCGCACAAGGGGGGCAGGACUGGGUCAACGCAGCCGAGUUUGUUCCUGGACAGCCGUACUGUGGGCGCGCUGAGCCGGCGAAGGUGGAAAGCUCUGUUCCUCUCAUCGAGGAGUUUGACCCUGACGCGCCACUAGAGAACAAAGACCUGAGGAAGCAGCUCUGUCCCUAUGCUGCUGUUGGAGAGUGUCGCUAUGGGAUCAACUGUGCCUAUCUCCAUGGCGACGUGUGUGACAUGUGUGGGCUUCAGGUCCUCCACCCCACCGACAACAACCAACGCUCAGAGCACACCAAGGCGUGCAUUGAAGCCCAUGAGAAGGACAUGGAGAUCUCCUUUGCCAUCCAGCGCAGCAAAGACAUGAUGUGUGGCGUCUGCAUGGAGGUGGUGUUUGAGAAAACCAACCCCAGCGAGCGCCGCUUCGGGAUCCUCUCCAACUGCAGCCACUGUUACUGUCUCAAGUGCAUUCGCAAGUGGAGGAGCGCCAAGCAGUUUGAGAGCAAAAUUAUCAAGUCCUGUCCCGAGUGUCGCAUCACCUCCAACUUUGUGAUCCCGAGUGAGUACUGGGUGGAGGACAAGGACGACAAGCAGAAGCUGAUUCAGAAAUACAAAGACGGCAUGAGGAACAAACCGUGUCGAUACUUUGACGAGGGCCGCGGGACCUGCCCCUUCGGCUCCAACUGCUUCUACAAACACGCCUUUCCUGACGGGCGUCUGGAGGAGGCUCAGCCACAGCGCAGACAGACGGGCUCCAGCAGCAGGAACCGGAGCUCGCGGAGGACCCCGCUGUGGGACAUCCUGGACGAGCGGGAAAGCCCGGACUCGCUUGACAACGAGGACGACGACCUGGUGACGCUGGAGCUGAGCGAGAUGCUCCUCAUGCUGCUCACGGCGGGAACGGACGACGAGGUGACGGACUCGGAGGACGAGUGGGAUUUGUUUCACGAGGAGCUGGACGAUUUCUACGAGAUUUACCUAUAGCAGUCCCGCCCCUGAACCCCCCUCUCCAUUUAUGCUAGACACUAGAAUGGACUGUCUUGUGCAAGUGAUGGACAGUAGCUCCCUCUGUGUUGUGGCAGUGCCUUGAAGCAGGCCAUUAAUAACUGAACUUCUAAAAAGAUAAAAAGAAAAAAAAAACUACACCUCAGUGCGCUCGUGCUAAAUAUUUUAUAGACCUCUAUCCUCGUGACUCCUUCCUGUUUGUGUCCAUGAGAAGAAGAGUAACUGUUGCUAAUAACUGGGUCAGGUUUGUACAUAUUCUGACAGUCUGAUGAUGCACUUGAACUACUCUUACUGUAAUCCAGCUGGGCAUGUGGUCAGGUUUUACAGGCGCUUUCUGAAGGCCGGAUCUUCUCCUGUUUGUUUAUAAAAGCUGCUCAGAGCCGAUAUAUUGUGCUGAUGUUUAAUAAAUGACAGUAAUCAUUUUCA
Molecule: messenger RNA, 1840 nt
Organism: Oryzias melastigma (Indian medaka)
Lineage: Eukaryota; Metazoa; Chordata; Actinopteri; Beloniformes; Adrianichthyidae
Gene: mkrn1
Product: makorin, ring finger protein, 1
Exons: 8
Coding region: 98-1393 (431 amino acids)
Biological process (GO): protein polyubiquitination
Molecular function (GO): metal ion binding; ubiquitin protein ligase activity
Source: RefSeq, a predicted model, not a curated record